AUGAACCGCUUCUUCGGCAAAGCGAAGCCGAAGGCGCCUCCGCCCAGCCUCACCGACUGCAUCGGGACGGUGGAUAGCAGAGCUGAGUCCAUUGACAAGAAAAUCGCUAGGCUUGAUGCAGAACUAGUGAAGUAUAAGGAUCAAAUGAAGAAGAUGAGAGAGGGGCCUGCAAAGAAUACAGUAAAGCAGAAAGCAUUGAGAGUGUUAAAGCAGAAGCGAAUGUAUGAACAACAGAGGGAUAAUCUAUCACAGCAGUCUUUUAAUAUGGAACAAGCUAAUUACACUAUUCAGGCACUGAAGGAUACAAAGACAACGGUUGAUGCAAUGAAACUGGGGGUGAAAGAAAUGAAGAAAGCUUACAAGCAAGUCAAAAUUGAUCAAAUUGAGGACAUACAAGAUCAGUUAGAGGAUAUGAUGGAAGAAGCCAAUGAAGUCCAGGAGGCACUGAGUCGUAGCUAUGGAACACCGGAGAUUGAUGAAGAUGACUUGGAAGCAGAACUGGAUGCGUUAGGUGAUGAGCUUUUAGCUGAUGAAGACAAUUCCUACUUAGAUGAAGCCGCAUCUGCUCCCGCAAUUCCAGAGGUCACUCCUACUGACACGAAAAACAAAGAUGGUGUAUUGGUGGAUGAGUUUGGAUUGCCAAAGAUCCCUGCAACAUAAAUGUUUCAAAAGCACAAUGGAUAUAAUGAACUACACUUUACAAAUCAAAUUAAGAUUUUUUUUUUUUUUUUUUUUUUUAAAUCCUGGAGAACUUGUCCUUCCAGUGUAACCUUAAUAUCACUACAUCCUAGAAUGCAGUA
Messenger RNA from Gymnogyps californianus (California condor), 800 nucleotides. It is a transcript of the gene CHMP5, whose product is annotated as charged multivesicular body protein 5. Gene Ontology annotation, cellular component: multivesicular body. The transcript is spliced from 8 exons. Gene Ontology annotation, biological process: vesicle budding from membrane; late endosome to vacuole transport via multivesicular body sorting pathway. The record is from RefSeq and is a predicted model, not a curated record. Lineage: Eukaryota; Metazoa; Chordata; Aves; Accipitriformes; Cathartidae. The coding region runs from base 1 to 660 and encodes 219 amino acids.